Molecule: messenger RNA, 2106 nt
Organism: Aureobasidium uvarum
Lineage: Eukaryota; Fungi; Ascomycota; Dothideomycetes; Dothideales; Saccotheciaceae
Source: the annotation of a GenBank genome assembly
AUGGCGCCAACACCUCUUACACCCCCUUCCUCCGGCAGUGAAGGUACCUCUCCAUUGCCUGGUUACCAAGCUGGAGUGUUCAAAAGAAGACCUGCAAGAAGACCGAGUACGGGCAAGUUUACCUGGAAACCCCACCAUCGGAGAACCUUGUUAGUCUGUCAUCGACUGGAUCUACAAGCGAAGGAUCUUGUCCGGGUCUUUAACACGCUAUACCAAAACGAUUGCGCCCUUGCUGGAUACCCAAAUGGCAUUACGCGUGGAAGUCUCCAGGCACAGUGGCAAGAACACAGAAAAAGUACCUGCAAGCCAUGGAAAGAAGUUCUAGACUCCUCCGAGGUUGACCUUGAGCUUGCCAAAGCAGAGAUCAAGAAGUGUCUGGCCAAAGACCCUUCUUACGUCCAGCCAGCUUCUACGACCAGACAACCUCCUUCUAAUACUCAAUGGCGAACGUCGGCUAGAAAUACUCGAGUCCAGACUUUUGAUAAUCAGAACACCCCUCGUUCGACGGCAUCGACCAACGAUACGGCUGCACCUUUAUCCCCACCACCGACGCCACCUGUACGAGUCCAGAAACCAGCUGUCCAAGCCUGCAAACCUCGACAGCUAGUGUCCGUUGUCAUCGAGACCCGNCAAAAGGCCUUGGUCGUUAGCCAGCCGACUCGCAAUACUUUUAACAAGUCGCCCCGCGGUAUGGUCUCGUCCGAUCGAACAAGAACGGUUGGGGGCAGACAGAUACCCAUCAUCGGAGCCACAGACCAGGAUCUAGAUGUAAAGCAUCCAAUCACACCUGCCGAAGCACAUUCUGCAGUCCCAGAGCUCUUGUUCCGAUUCUACGAUGACCACAGUCAAGGAGCAAGGACACCAGGAGGCGAGAUUUCUGGACGACACGCCUGGUUACCAUGCCGGCCCCCAGCACCACUACCGUGCGAUGCCGAUUGCAUGUUCUCGGCUAUUCUUAGCCACUUGAAUCACGACGAGACUGCGUCCGAGUUGAUCAGCACAACAUCUAAUCUUUUCUUCGCGAUGAGACUAGCAGCGAAGUCAAACGCAAAUCCGCACAUCUAUGUGAUCCGCGGCAGCGCUCUACCACGUCAAAAGGUCUUCCACUUGUGGCCAUACCAUUUGCGCUUCCUUGCCGAAAAACUUUACUACAAUGGAAAGUACAGAAAUCCAUCAUCACACGAGUAUGCCAUUUGGGCAACACUUCCACGUACAGUCAUCAUAUACGACUUUGCCUUGGCCGAUCUCGAGCGCCACCUUGCCGGCAAUCCGUACAUGGAGUCUCUUUUCCGCAUCGACGAGAUGCGCACGAAAAAAGGGCAACACAACCAUUCGACGAGACUUCAAAAGGAUAAUCUCGACAUGACGCUUGCAACCAUAGAAGGGCUCGCCCGACUGAUGCCUACAUUCGGCAUAACCGUCAAGAGUUCCGCACCCGUCAUCGCCCGACUGAUAUCUGAGAUCAUCCGCGGCUUUGUGGUCACUCUACCCAAGACCACGCCAACGCAAUGGGACAUUCUAGGCGGAGCUUUUGCCUACGCUCUCUCCUACCACGCAAAGCAAACAAACGUCGCCGAAGCCUACCUCGUACGCGCAAAAGAGGCAUUUCUAUCGGGAGCGAGAAUGGGUCUCGGAGAAUUGAACUGGCAUCUCAACCCUCAGAAACAAGUUAGGAUGGUGAAGAAGGGGGUCUUGCUUGGCUUGGGUGUGGGCGUCGAGUCUGUGAUCGAUGCAGCAAGACUCGAGUCCAUCAGGACCUUCCAACAGACCAUUGCUCGGUUUGCGUACAAGGACCAGGAGCAGCAUCAGGGAGUUGACGACGACGCAAUGAUCGACGAAGAUGACACAUUGGUCGAGGCCGCGAAAGCCAACUGUAAAGACAAAGAUGCGAUGGUCGAAGAUGACAAGGAUGAAGAAGAAGAAGAAGCCGAGACCGAUAUCGAGGAAGCAAUUACUUUCAAAACACCUCCAGGCUCACAGCGACGACGAGUCUCGUAUGCACGCGAAGCAACACGCCGCGGCUCUGCCAGGAGCUCUGGCGAGACUUUCAUCAUCAUCGACUACAGCGACGACGAGGACUACGUCGCCGAGAGCGAUGAGGAGUAG